Molecule: messenger RNA, 2673 nt
Organism: Polychytrium aggregatum
Lineage: Eukaryota; Fungi; Chytridiomycota; Chytridiomycetes; Polychytriales
Exons: 25
Coding region: 35-2521 (828 amino acids)
Biological process (GO): G protein-coupled receptor signaling pathway
Cellular component (GO): membrane
Molecular function (GO): G protein-coupled receptor activity
Source: RefSeq, a predicted model, not a curated record
CGGCACAGCGGCCAAGGCCACAAUCAAUUCGAUCAUGACAGACCCAACCUUUGGCGGAUACCACGCCUUGAUCGGCGACACAUUCUAUGCCGCUGACUCUGCCAUGGAGGCAGUGUUUGCUUCGUCCUAUGCGAUUCCUUACUGUUCGCAUGCCUAUAUUGGCGCGAUGACUCCUGCAAUGAAGGCGGACAGAAUGACGUUCUUCCGAACAGUCGUAGAUCCUGGCACUUCCUUCUCCAGUAUCGCGGAUUACAUCUAUCAGAUGGGUUGGUCAAAGAUCGGCAUAUUUUCAUCGCAAAGUGUUGAAGGCGACACAGGCAGUCAGGACGGGUUUGUCGCCCGCGCCGAACGGCUCAAUAUCUCGAUCCUGCAGUGGUCCGCAUUCAGCAACCCCCAUCCCAGCCAGUGGACCAAUACAUCGAGCCCUCCCCUUGGCGAUUGGGACCUCCCAAUAUCCAAUAUGAAGCAAUCCAAGGCCCGAAUCCUAGUAGCGUUUGGAAACUCUGUCGAGCUCUCUGUGCUGUGGAUCAAGGCCAUGCAACAAGGCUUGACUGGCUCUGCUUACGUCUGGAUUGUUUCAAACCGAGUUGGCAGCUACUCUGAGAUGAACAUCUUCAAUCAGACGUACAAGCUUGGCUCCAACGUUACUUUCAGCCCCGCCAACCUUGAUCCGUUCCUUUCUCUAUCGACGCCAAUAACCGAUACAAGCGCGCGAGACAAUCUGUGGCUCAAGUGGGCUCUUGCGACCAACUGGUUCUCCACAUUCGCAUACCGCGAUUCUAGUCCGCCUUUGUUUGACUGCAUCAAGUCUAUCGCCCUUGGAUUCAACAGGCUCCUCUAUGACCCCGCCUAUCAGCAAUACAACAUCACGCUGAGCGAUAUCAUCAACAGACGAAUCGAUCGCCGUCUGCUUUCACCGUCUCUUUUCUCGAUCGGAGUUCCUGGUGCUCGUCCUGGCACCUUAACCUAUGACAGCGAGAGUGUGCAUUCUGACAAGUCGUGUGGUCUGGGAAAUCCGAUGAUGAGGAUCAGCCAGACUCAUACUGCUUUGUUUCAUGUCCAACGCAGCAUGUACUACGUCAAGAUCGACAACUCCGAUCGCACUUGCGGUGUCAUGAACACGCAAGUGAGCGUGUGCAUGCCAUUUAAUAUCACGGCCGUCGCCACUGUGUUCACCAACACCUCAAUCAGCCCGCAAAUCAACAUUACCACCUACAAGCAAACGGUUCAAAACAGCACCCGCACCUUGAAUCUGGUGACCGACUACCCGCUCAGCGUGGCUCUCAAUGGCACCUGGGACCAGACGAAGAGCGUCUCGACUGCAGCCAUCGUGUUGAUGUGCAUAUCGGGCGCCUUGCUGAUCAAAGUCAUUAUCUGGCAAAAACAUCAAAUCAUCACCAGCAUAGGGCGCAGUUAUUCCAUGAUGAUGCUACUUGGCUGCAUCCUUGGGUGCGGAUGCACAUUUGUGUUUGGUGGCAUUCCCACAACAUCGCUGUGCAUCGCGCGGAUCUACCUUCCUUCGAUUGCGAUUGGAUUUAUCGCGAGCCUCACCUUGUCAAGGUUGCAUCAGGUUUUCAUGACGCAAAAUGCGCCACGAGCUGGCAAGAUCACAAUGGUCUUCCGGGACCAUCUCAAGUACAUUGUUCCCGCCUUGGUGGUUGAGCUGAUUAUCUGCACGGCCUUCGUGGUCGACAGAAAGCCUGGGCCCUACAACCACGCGAUCGAUGACUAUACCCACUACGUUAUCUGUGCCUCCAGCAAUCCCUCGACCGACAACUCAUAUUACGGAAUCCUGGUUGCAUACAAUAUCUUCCUCGAGCUCCUGGCCAUCGGGUUCGCUCUACGUACGAAGCAAUCCAAGAGCCUGGGGUACAUGUGGCUGAAAGUAUCCACUUUCAACAACUUGAUUAUCACGAUUGUAUUCCUUGGACUCAUAACUGCUCCAUCCAUGUUCCAGCUGCAAUAUGCGCUGCGAUCAUCAGGAAUACUGGUUCUCAGUGCUACGGCGCUCUUGCCCCUCGUUCCGAUCAUCAUGGGCUUCUUGAGGUUCACGAUCUACAAACGUGAAGUCUCGGAGUCGCAGAAGCACCUCAGCCUCGCCUAUACCUCGACUGUUCAGACUGGUAUAUCGGCCUUAUCGUCCCCCAAGGCAAACGAAAACACCAUGGCGCUCAAAGUCUUGCUUGGUGUCGAAGUCUGGCGCUGCGUGCCCUCUCUCGAUAAUGUCGAGUGGAUGAACGUUGGAGACUUUGCUGUAUGGAUGAGCACCGGGCAGUUUGUACUUGUCUCUGAACAGUCUCGUCAUCUGGAAGAGCCCAUCAUCCUCCAUAACAAGAACAUCGUGAUCGAGUUUGAUGAGGCAUCGGGCAUCCACAAGUUCUACAUCGUGCGAGUGCUUGCGGCGGAGGCGAGCUACUGCCUCAAGAUGGAGAAUACCGAUGCCGUGGCAUCGCUCUAUGAUUUUUGUGCCAGCCUUGGACCGACCGUCGAGGUCAAGGGCAACCCUCUUGGAGAGAACUGAAGACAUGUCCUUGAGCGUUCAGACAGGGAGUCCUUCGGAUUUGGGCACCGUAACCAUUAUGACUCGAUGAUCGCGGUUGCAUCGGAACAAUGGCCUUUCUUUGCAUUGGUAUAUUGCUCUUCCACCUCAAUACAAAACAGCGAUGCAUACAA